Fusarium odoratissimum NRRL 54006 is the source of this 1883-nucleotide messenger RNA. RefSeq lists its product as uncharacterized. NCBI's taxonomy places the organism in Eukaryota, Fungi, Ascomycota, Sordariomycetes, Hypocreales, Nectriaceae. The transcript is spliced from 2 exons. Gene Ontology annotation, molecular function: hydrolase activity. The record is from RefSeq and is a predicted model, not a curated record. Bases 1 to 1656 code for a protein of 551 amino acids.
AUGAUGGUCUCCAGCAUCAUCCACCAUUUGUAUACUUGGCUUCGGCCCAGUCUGGUGGCGAUCUUCUAUCGCAAUAUACCGUGGGCCUUGCGCUGGCGGUUGCUAGUAUUUCAACCAGCUGCUCUCCUAACAUACUCCAUCGCCACGAUACCUUGUCUUUUGUAUCGCGCUUACACUGUUGAAUAUCUCCAUAUUUCGCCGGAUCGUUAUGUUCGAGCAUUGAUCUUCAAGGCUGCUGGUGUUGGAAAGGGGAGAGCUCUCAGGCCACUUCAUGUGAACUUUCACUCAGGUGCAUUCAUGGGUGGCUUGCCGGAGGGCCAUGCAUAUUUCGAUCAGCUGGUAUCAGAACAGACAGGGGCCGUUGUUGUUGAUGUUGACUAUCGUGUGGCGCCAGAGCAUGUUUUCCCUGCGGCUAUUGACGAUGCUGAUGCAACGAUCAAGUGGUUACAAGAGAACGCCGAAGAACGCUGGGGCGCAGAUCCAACUUUAAUGACCACGAGUGGUUUUUCAGCAGGAGGAAACUUAGCUUUUGCAGUCACUCAGCAGAGAAGCUGUCAGGCACCAUCUCCUACUGCUAUAAAGGCCAUCGCAACUUUCUACGCUGUUAUUGACUUCCGUCUAAGUCCCUGGGAGAAACCGCAUGCAGACAACAUGCCCAAGAAUGACCCUGCGAAAAUCUUUCUGCCCCUUUUCGACGCAUAUGCAGCACCUGCUAGAUCAAAACACUUUAGAGACCCAAGACUUAGUCCUGUGCUAUCAGAAAAGGAAACGUUGCCAGAACGGAUUCUCCUUGUCGUUCCUGGUAUCGAUAUUCUUGUUACAGAACAGACAGAGUUCGCAGAGCGAAUCAAUGAAGAGGAUGGCGAAAGAGAAGUUCAAAGAGUGGAAAUUUGGUAUGAGAAAGAUCUAUUUCAUGGAUACUUGGAAGAGUAUACCAGCGUCCCAUUCUCUCAGCUUCCAGUUGCGAAACAGCGAGAGUACAAGAUGCUUGUCGUCCGACAAUUUCCUAGUGCCUGGCGUACUGGCCGAGCACUACGCUUCCGAGAGUUUCAGGCGAAAGACCUCUGCCCGCAACCAAAAGGCCCUCCGUACAAAGACCAACCAGGAUGGAAUAAAGACACGCUCAGGCAAUUCGAGGAAGGAGCCUUGUUGUUAAAACAUAAGCAUGUUCAGAUGAGCCUCAAAUAUGACCGCUUGGAAAAGAAAACCCAUCAACAGAAGUCGUUUCUCAAGACCCUCCUGGAGCCAUAUCACACUGAUUUCUCACCGGGUUUAGAAAUGCACCCUUUGGACAAGUGUGGAGCAGUAGGCCACUUUGAGUCUCAUCCAAAACUCGUCUCUGGUCGAUAUCUUCUUUUCAACCAAUGGACCUUCACCAACCCCUGGAAAGACGGAACGAUCGUACUUGGCGAACUCGGACGCUUUGGAGCUUGCGAACAUCAGCGUAUGACCGGUAUACCCGAUGGAUUCAGUGAGCCGUUCGUUAUAUGCGUCGAUGAAGCAUUCAAAAACCCUGGAUGUCAGGUAGAUGGCAUGUGUCCGUACUGCCUUAUGGAGUUUCGAUCUGUACAACAACGAAUAUCAUGCAAAUGCGGGUGUGGAGGGACCUUGGGACUGCAGACUCGCGUUGGACUCCGGUUUGGCGAACAUAAGUAGUAGGUAUUGAUUCUGAGGGUCUGCCCAGGGGUGAUGAUUGCCUUGAGGUUGGUUCUCGUUAUGGUGAAACGGGUGUAGAGGGACAAUAGUUGAUGAGCAAGUAAUUCUUAUGAUGUUUUUGGGGGUUUAUCAAGGAUGCAUCUUUUGGCUGGUGUUUAUUCAUGGACAUGGUAUUGAUUGCUUUACGUCAAUGCGCUGUGUCGACUUCGUAUCACAUUCUUCGGUAC